UUUGUUUACUUUGGUAUUGAGCGCGAGCUGGAUGAUGUGGGGACCACCGGCAGGAGGAGAGGGGACUGUGUCAGGCUAGUUUCCCUCCCCAUAUGGCAGCAGUGUCGGUCAAAUAUCCGUUAGUGUGGCUGCUGCUGUGGAUCUGCGUCCGGCUGUCUGAGACCAAACACACCCGAGUCUCUCUGGACGAUGAUGUCCUGCUGCCGUACGCCCGUGGUCACGGCCCCUCCCACUCUCACCGCCGUGUCAGAGACUGUCAGUCCGUCACUCACGGUAACGCCACCCACGAGGCGCGGCCCUCCGGUAACCACAGCUGGCUGCCGGCGGCCGAGUCCACGGUGUUCGUUUCCUCCGUGGCGGGAAGCUCCAGAUGGGUUUACGGUCACAUGACGGUGGUCCACGACCCGCUGAGCUCGGUGUCGGUGUUGGAGCCGGGCGGGCCGAGCGGCUGCAGCGUGAGUCGGAGGGCCUCGGUGGAGGAAACGGCCGAGGACGCCGGGUGUCUGUACGCCCAGAAUGCCGGCUUCUUCGACACGAGGUCGGGGAAGUGUUUGGGCAACGUGGUGAGCGACGGCCGGGCGGUGCAGGACAGCGGCGGGGUGCAGAACGCACAGUUUGGCAUCAGGAGGGACGGCAGCUUGGUGUUCGGGUAUCUGUCGCAGGAAGACGUGUUGGACCAGUCCAACCCGUUCGUCCAGCUGGUCAGCGGCGUGGUGUGGCUGCUGAGGAACGGCGAAGUUUACAUCAACCAGAGUCUGAAGGCCGAGUGCGACGAGACACAGGAGACGGGGAAACUUCGCACCUUUGUGGACGUGGUGUCGGCCCGGACGGCGGUCGGCCACGAUGCCGACGGCAAACUGAUCCUGUUUCAGAUCGAUGGACAGACUGAAGUGAGAGGAAUGAAUCUGUGGGAGCUGGCUGACUUUCUGAAAAGCUACGGAGUCGUCAACGCCAUCAAUCUGGAUGGAGGCGGCUCGUCCACCUAUGUGAGGGACGGCUCGUUGGCCAGCUACCCGUCUGAUCACUGUGAAUCAGACAGCAGGUGGCGCUGUGCUCGGCCCGUCUCCACCGUCUUGUGUGUCCACCAGCGGCGCUGCCGGCCGGCAGACUGCAGCGGACACGGAGACUGUGUGGCCGGACGCUGUCGGUGUCAGGAGGACUGGCAGGGCGCCGCGUGUGACUCCCUGGUGUGUUCUCCGGCAGCCUGCGGUCCCCACGGUGUCUGCACCACCAAUGGUUGUGUCUGUGAUGCUGGAUGGAGAGGAGAGAACUGCAGCCAAGAGUGCCUCCCUGGUUUCUACGGUGACGGCUGCAAUCAGACCUGCGUCUGUGUUAACGGCGGCUCCUGCGGCGCCGUCCACGGGCACUGCGCGUGCCCCUCUGGUUUCCACGGCAACACCUGUGAACAAUUGUGUCCUCUGGGUUCCUUCGGUCCGUCUUGUGCUCAGGAGUGUCGCUGUGACGACCAGUGUCCAUGUGACCCGCACACAGGAAGCUGUAACACCACCCUGCGAGGAGAGACCAACAACACCGUACACAGAGCUGGACAUUGUCUAGCCAAACAGAUGUUUACAUUUUGGAGACGAGAUGAAGAAGCUCACAGAGAGCAGCCUCGUCUGACAGAGCGCUCCUGGCUGCUGGUCACCUUCACUCUGACCUCUCUGCUGUCAGUCAGCCUGCUGGUUCACCUCGUGCGGGCGUGCCGCGGCUCGGCGGGCGCUCACUUCCCUCGGCGUCGAGAUUACUCCUACGUCCCGCUGACCCACAUCAACGGGGCCGCGUCGCGUGCCGGAGCAGACGCCGGGAAAUCCGGUUUUGGAUUGGACGACUCGGACUCUCAGGAGGAAAUCUGGUCUCCGUCACGCUCGGGGGGGACGGAGGACGCCGCAUGAGGACGCUCGGGGGGGACGGAGGACGCCGCUCAGGGGGGACAUAGAUCAUUUAAUAGGAAGCUAAAGAAAGAACAGUUUUUUACAUGUUUUUUUGUUUACAGCCUUUUAAUUCGAAGAUGAAAGAAAGUAGGUCAAAGUUUUAUUUAUUUUUAGGAACCCAAACUGCUGCAGGUACUUUGUUGGCGUUGAAACUGAUGAACUUUGACCUCCAGCCAGCGGUCUGAACCACGAGAGUGUGUGUCCUGCCACCUUUGAGCUUCGGGAGCUUCCCCGUAAUCCUGACGAGGACAAAAGUAGCGAUGAAGACCAAAGAGACACUUUAAUAUUCAUGGUCACGUUAUUAGAGAAUAAAACUUCAACAAGUCAGAAAGAUUAACGGCAAUUAAAGCCGCAAGUCCGGCCGUUAUUUUUAUAUGAAGUUACUUUAACAUGUUGCAAAAUGUCUCCAUGUGUUUAAAACUACAAGUUGAAAAUGCAUAAUUAACUUUGGUAUUCUUCUACCUGGACCCUAUUUUCACGUUUUCUUUUAGUCGUAGUGACAACAAGUGAGUUUGGUGCAGUUUUGAGCGAGAGCGCUGCAGCUGCUAAAUGUCGCUGACGCCUCAGAUUGUUGUAAGUGGAGAAAUAAAAGGUCUUUCUUCGCGUCCCACUCGAUCCGCUCGGUCUGUUAUUGAGUCACGUGACUUGUUGGUGGAAGAACACGACGGAGAGUCGGAGCCGCUGGUGUCAGUUAGUCGUGUUGGAGAACAGACGGCGUAGCUCAGCGUGAGAACAGGUUUUAAUGUCGUGGCCGAAUAUCGAGAGUUCAGAACGAGUUUUCUCCCUGAGCGAGACAAAGAGAGGAUCGAGCGAGAGGAAGAGGAAAACGUUUUAGUUCUCUGUCCGGUCAUUUUUAUAAACUGUUGGUGGACGGACAUACUGCAGGUGGAAGGAGACAUUGCAGCGCUCUCACUCAAUAUCAGAACCACUUCCAAACUUGUCCCCAUUAUUCACUAAGAGACAACAACAUGGGAACACAGUGUCCAGGUUGAAAACCCCGAAGUUGCCCUUUAAAGAAGCCUCUAUCUGUUCGUACACACUCUGUGUCUUACGCCUGCAGGCGUCACAGUUCAGCGUUGUGUGUGAGAGAAACCAGCUGCAAGGAGAAACGGACGAAGUUGAACUUCAUGAGUCAGGCUUCUGGUCCGAGGAUGUUUUCAACUCGUUGCCACGUAAACAGAUGAACGUUGAACUCUUACCGUGACAGUUUGUUAUCAACAGAGUUUCACAUGUUUCUCUUUAUGCACUGAGCUCCGUCUGAAUGUAAAACAACGAUGAGGUUAAUGUGCACUUUUACAUCCCAUAAAGAACAUUAAAGAAGCACAACUUUCUUUAAGAUGCCACGAAUUUAAACUGUAGAACUUUGUAUCUCAUCACGAUGUCUUCUUGCUCCCCGAGACAUUCUUUAUCAGCGGGUUUUAAACGUAUAAAUAAAUGUAAAUAUCAGGAUUUAGUUUCGACACUUGUUCUUACGUGUCUUAGCUCAACUCCACUCACAGAUUUACUUUUGAUAAGUUUUAGACGUGAGGGGAAUCGGUACUUUCAGGCUAAUUUAAAUAAAACAUUUUAAAAAGUC
Messenger RNA from Cottoperca gobio, 3507 nucleotides. RefSeq names its product N-acetylglucosamine-1-phosphodiester alpha-N-acetylglucosaminidase-like. The transcript is spliced from 12 exons. NCBI's taxonomy places the organism in Eukaryota, Metazoa, Chordata, Actinopteri, Perciformes, Bovichtidae. Bases 93 to 1892 code for a protein of 599 amino acids. The record is from RefSeq and is a predicted model, not a curated record. Gene Ontology annotation, biological process: secretion of lysosomal enzymes.